This is a messenger RNA of Paramuricea clavata, 1967 nucleotides long. The record is from the annotation of a GenBank genome assembly. Lineage: Eukaryota; Metazoa; Cnidaria; Anthozoa; Malacalcyonacea; Plexauridae.
AUGGUUAAUAUUCCAGGCAUACCUAAUGCAUUUAAUAAUCAUUUCACUGAUCUUGGUUUCAUUCUUUCCCAAAACAUCUCAACUUGCUCUAUUCCACCAGAGAGUUAUAUCAGUGAAUCAAUGCAGGAAUUUAUUUUCUGUGAAAUAACUGAACAGGAAGUUUGCCAGUUAUUAUCAUCAUUAUCAUCUACUAAGGCAUCGGGCCUAGAUGGAUUACCAGCAAAACUUAUUAAAAUGGCCUCACAUUACAUUGCUAAAUCGCUGACAACAAUAUUUAAUAGGUCUAUAUCCACCGGCAUAUUUCCAUGUGAGUGAAAAAAUGCAAGAGUCGCUCCAAUUUACAAAAGUGGCCCUAAAUCUAAUAUGGAUAAUUAUCGACCCAUAUCUAUUAUUUCGGUAAUUGCCAAAACAAUGGAGAAACUCGUACAUAACCAGGUCUAUUCCUAUUUACAACGGGCAAAUACACUAACUAAUGCACAACAUGGCUUUAGACCUCUCCAUGGUUAAAUUCCUCAGUGACGAACCGUGAGAUAGCAAUCGACGAUUAUAAGAUCCACAGACUUGACCGGUUACACAAGAAAGGUGGAGGUGUCUGUGCUUACAUCAAGAAGAAUAUUAAAGCAACUGUCUUAAAAGAUUUAUCGAAGGUGUCAGUCUCUAACUUUCAUCAACUAUGGAUAAAUCUACAAUGCCAAAAAAACAAAUCAAUAAUAAUUUGUGUAACCUACCGACCACCUGACACUUCUCUAAACUGUUUCGAAGAUUUACUUAAGCCAAAUUAUGUUCAGGCUUUAACUUUGAAUAAACAGAUUUUAGUGCUCGGUGACUUAAAUUGUAACAUGCUAGAAAACGGCCAAGAGCGGAGAGCGCUAACAAAUUUUUCUACAGAAUUAAAUCUCACACAGAUUAUUAAAACUCCAACUAGAAUCACGGCGACGUCCCAAACGCUUAUUGAUGUUAUUCUAGUCUCAUCCACAGCACUUGUUCUUGAGAGUGGUGUUAUUAACACUUCUAUCAGUGACCACCUACCAGUGUACGUCCUACUAAAGUUAAAGGCCCCAAAGAUGCCAGCAUGUUACAUUACAACUAGGAGUUAUAAAAACUAUAAUCCCUCACUAUUUUCCUCUGACCUUGUCACUAAAUCGGAUCGUCUGUUAUCCAUAUUAUCCAACACCAACGUCAAUACAAUACUCGAAACCUUCAAAGAUGUUCUUCACUCAACUCUCGACGUGCAUGCACCGUUAAAAACCUUCAAAAUUCGAAAUCGAUCAUGUCCAUAUGUCACCAAUGAAAUAAAAGAACUCAUGAAGUCUCGGGACCUACACCUCCGUCGGUUUCAACUGACACGUGCUGAAGGUGAUUGGGUAGUUUACAAAGAAUAUCGUAAUAACGUAAAAACCAAAAUUAAAGCCGCAGCGAAGGACCACACCUUCAACGAAGUAAGAGAACAUAAACACAAUGCGAGAUCCCUAUGGAAAAUAAUUAAUAAUAUAAUUCCCUCGAAGGAAAAGGAAACACAAGUUUAUAGUAAAGAUCCAAAAACAGUUGCAGAAGAUUUCAACCUUUUUUUUACUUCUGUGGGACGGAACGCUGCUGCGACAGCCGAAAGUUUAGCCAAAGACAACAAUGUUGCACUGUCAAAUCCUCUGUCAAAUGUAAUCACUUAUCCAUCUGAUCAACUGUUCAAUUUCCAAUCCGUUACUUGUACAGAGGUUCAACGCAUCAUCAUGGCUAUGCCAAGUAAUAAGUCACCAGGACCAGAUAAAAUAGGCAUGCGUGUCAUCAAAGACUGUCUUCCAAUCAUACUGGGUCCUCUUACGCAUAUGAUAAAUUGCUCUCUAAUGACAAGCACAUUCCCUGACCUAUGGAAGAUUUCUGAAGUUAUACCCCUACUAAAAGAAGGAGACCACGAGAUAGCCUCAAACAAUCGGCCUCUCUCACUACUCGAGGUAGUUUCAAAAGUUUGA